Symbiodinium sp. CCMP2592 is the source of this 4107-nucleotide messenger RNA. The record is from the annotation of a GenBank genome assembly. Lineage: Eukaryota; Dinophyceae; Suessiales; Symbiodiniaceae.
AUGUCAUCUUUCUUCCCUCAGGGAGCCCAAAGCCGAGCCGACUCCCCGAGAUCCUCGUCAGUUUCUCCAAGCAAAUCAGGGAGGCAUGGCGAGAAGAGCCCCCGAGCCUCCAAUGAGUUCGUACAGACAGCCGUGCGAUUGCGGCCUUUCCUUCCGAAUGAAUUGAGCAAGUUGGGCACUGCACCCGUGAGCUGCGUCGAGAUGAAGCCCAACGGCCAUGUGGUUUUGUCUGAUCCAGAGAAGCCGCAACAGCCUGGGCGCGAGUUUGAAUGCACCUUCGCAUUCGAUUCUAGUCGCCCCAAGUCGGACAACUACUCAGAUCAGCGUACCAUCUACAACAGUGUCGGUGCAGAGAUGGUCAUGCACGGAACGACUGGAUUCAACUGCUGCUUGGUUGCCUACGGGCAGACUGGGACGGGGAAGACUCAUACCGUGCAUGGCGAUUGGCAGAGCCACGAACAUCGGGGCCUUCUGCCACGGAUCUCUGAAGGACUGUUUCAGCGACUGGAUCAGUGUCGAGCAGAAGGUGCAUCCUGGCGGGUCCGCAUCAGCUAUAUCGAGGUUUACAACGACCGCUUGCGUGAUCUCUUGGAGCAUGCCGGGCCAAGCCUGUCCCGGAGCGAAAACGACAGCCCUAGUCCACGCCGGCAUUCAAAGCCGGGAACUGCGGCAGGCCCUCGCCUGGAGAUACGGAAUCACCCAGCUGUUGGGGUCUACGUCGAAAACCUCCAGGAGCUGCCUGUGGAACACCUUCGGGACGUUGCUCGCCUGGUCUCCAAAGGAGAGAAGGCCAAGAAGGUGGAGAGGACGACGAUGAACGACCGAUCGAGUCGUUCACACACGAUCUUCAUGUUCAAGGUUGAAGUCCGAAAUGCCUCCAAUGGAGACCACAUGUCAACCAUGCAGGUCGUUGACCUGGCCGGCCGUGAGAAUGAGCAGACAUCAGAAUGCAAGGGCGACCGCUUCCGAGAGCUCAGGCACAUCAACCGCAGUCUCUUCGACCUCGCGAGUUGUAUCCAUGCGCUCUGCGACGGCAACCGCGACCACGUGCCCUUCAGGAACUCCAAACUGACGAUGCUGUCCGUGCCUGAGCUGCUGCCUUCGCAGCACGUGGCAUGGCUCAGAGCGCUCAGCAAUCCUCCGCUUCCUCGGGGCCGCUUUGGGCUCGGCGCUUGGGGAGGCUUCGACGAGAACAUCCUCACCUGCUCCUUGCGGCACCUCGCCUCAGCUCAGAUGCAUGUCAUGUGGAAGGAGCGCACGCAGGUCGAACCGUUGCUGGGCGGGCCAGAUCCAGUGGUUCUGAAACUGGAUGAGAGAAGCUUCGUGUACUAUAUGCCAGCGAUAACCGGCGACAAAGAUCCCAGCGCAUGGUAUGACGAGCUGACUGCCAUUUUGCAGAACAGCACGCUGACGACGCCGACUCCGCCCAAGGACACCUCGGCGGAGAAUGAGCGCGCCCAGUUUUAUGCAGCGGGUACGUUUGAUCAUGCUGUCCCGGAUGCAGGCCUCCAGGCAAUGGACUUCCGGUACAAUCCUCGCUGGUGCUUAGCGGGACGACCUCUUGAGAACUUGCAAUGCAUCCUGAACUUGAAGCGGAUGGCCGAGGAAGAAGUAAGCAAGAUUUUAGCGAUGGAGAACGAAUCGCUUAGUGAGACAAAGAUUUCUCAAGACUUGUUGCAGCCUUACUUCAAUAGUAUACUCGUGAAUUUUUACAAAGAUGGCAAAGCCCAAAUCAAGUGGCAUGCCGAUGAUGAGAACUGUUACGGGCCUUCGGACAACAUCCUCAUCGGUUCGCUGUCCUUCGGUGCGGCCCGUGUGUUCGAAGUGCGCCGGAAGCCACGGCGGGGCGACACCGACCGCAGUGCGCAGCAGCUGAAACGAAUUCUGCUGCAGCCGGGCUCGCUGCUGGUAAUGGGAGGCGCCAUGCAAGCUAACUGGCAGCAUUCACUUCCCGCCGAGCCUUUUGCUGCAUGGAGCAUGAGCACAUCUCGGGUGAAUUUCCUUAGCAUACUUUUCUGGCAAGACAAGGAGAUCGGAGGCGCGGAGAAGGAUCAAAAAGCAGCGGGUGCGUCUUGCCGCAUCACCACUCAGCCUGUUGUGAACCACUUCGGUGCGGCGGAGGUGCAGAAGCACUUGCAGGACGAGAUCGCCAACUUGCAGUCCACUCUGGUGGAGGAAGCCGUCAUCGCUUCCCGCCAGACGUUGCUGAAACAGUUCUCGGAAGUCUGGUCAGAUCAUCACCUGCAGGCUUUGCAGGCCAUGGGCUCUGGCUUCCUGGAAACGCUCAAAUGCCCCAAGCAGUGCGAAGAUGUCACCUUGAUCAGCGAGUGGCGGUCCGAAGCGGCAAUCACCAGCUGUGAUGUGAAUCUCAUCGAUCCUUGCACGGCCACAGUCUCUUGGGUUCUCUAUGGCAGCCUCCUGAGAGUAACGAUGUGUCACACGGGCCGUGUCACAGCUUUGGCGGAGUGUGCGGAUGGUCGUUUUGUGAAGGGCUCUGCGUCACUGGAGGAGCAGACGGAGCUAUCCGCCUGUGGGCAAAGCGGACGUGGUCUGCUUCCCUACCAGCAGAGGACCAAGAACGUUUUGCUGGAUGCGCUUCACAGUGCGGCUGAUGCAUCUGCAGAGCGCGGCUCAGCCAUUCCAAGCUUCACUCACUUGCGGUGCUGGUUGUGCUUGCCACUGGAGGAUGGCGCAGAACCUCCACAGCUGUCCGCAGAAGUGCCGCGGCAGAACACAGACACAAAGGCCUUCUAUGCACACACGCAGCAGGCCACCUUCGGCCGAGGAGGUGUAACGACCAGGGGCAUCAAGCGCAACUGCUACAAGUACGCCUCCGUUGAGGUGUUGGUGCAAAGUGGUAGCAACCUCAUCAAGGCCGAGGCUUUGAAGAGAUCUCAGCUCUACGGAAGCCCAGUCCGCAUCAUCGCCUUCGCUGAAGGCACCGUGCUGGACGUCGCCGAUGCAUCGCAGAAGUGCCAGGACGGGCACAUGGAACGAGUCGCUGACGCUAUCCUACCGAAGGAGAUCUGUAGCCCAGACAUGGUCGUGUUGUGCGACAGAUGGCGUGAGCAGGAGCUGGAUCGCUGGAAAGCAGGUGUUUCACACUCAGACGCCAGCGAUAUCCGGAAGUUUACAAGUGACGGCCUCGUCAUCAGCUCUUACGUCGCAGCAGCAGAGCUGCUAAAGCUCGUGGCUUCUUUAUGCUUCCUCGUGGUUGCCGGUAAAUGGCACAGUGCAUUUACGGGCUGGACAUGGCGGAUCGGACUGCGAGAGUCGAUCUGGCCUGCAAUGGCUUAUGCUUUGCAGAACGUUGCAGGGACAGCUGCAAACAAAUCGCUCGAUGCGGUUACAUGCAACGUUCUCAACCAGACAAAGCUGCUUUGGACCGCUGCUUUUGUGGUUCUGCGUAAGCAACGACAGUUUACCUUCUGUGAAUGGGUCGCCCUCACGAUGAUCCUCCUGGCUUCAGUGCUGACGGCUUGCGAUGGUGAUGGCUUGCGAGCAGAGCCCUACUGUGGACGGUGUCAAGGCAUUGCCUGCGCCUGCUUGGCGGCGAUGUGCUCUGCAUUCGGAGCAGUUCUCACCGAGGAAGCUUUGGUAAAGGGCAGGGAUCCGUUCCUGCUUUCGGCGGAGCUGGCCCUUGGAGGUCUUGGCACGCUCUUUGUCACCUUUCCGUUCACGAUGCUGGAGCAGGGAACUGCAGAAAAGUUUUACGGCUGGACGUGGGCAACACUGCUCCCACUCUUUACUCACGCUGGCGGGGGCAUCCUCGUUGGCAUCGUCACGAAGCAUCUGGGAAGUGUAAACAAAGCGAUCUUGAUGGUUGUCAGCCUGCUGUUGACCGGGACUUUAAAGGUGCUGAUCGAUCAUCGUUUGCCAUCUGCUCCCUCGAUGCUGUCCAUCGGACUCGUUGCGGCUGGCCUCGCGCUGUACUGUGAUCUCGGGAACCGCAUCGUGGUCUUUUGUCAGCGUGAGAAGCCAAUGUUUGACGUGCUGCAGCCGCUGCACCUGCAUUGCACCUGGUAUCGGACCUUGCUGGGCCAUCCCCGACGCCCGCAGCCGCUCAAAGUGGAGCGCUUCCACUGGGUGCAGGAGUACUCUGCCUGA